AACCAGCUGAAUAACGUGACGUUAACAUUUUGAAUGACGUACGGCUUUGUAGUUUUCCAUAUACUUCAUGAAAAACCGACAAGCAUUGCAAACCCAUACAGACCGAGAGUUUCAUGCAAAAAAUAAAUUGAUGACGUAUUUGUGUUGUUUACAGCUUACAUAUUUUUACCAUUGACAUAAAAACCCAGGUUUGUCUAGCACACCCAAGACUACUGUACAGCGUUAACUACAAACUCCACAACGCUUAGCGAGCGAUACUCAAAAUCAUUAAACUAAUAAUAAUUACAGGCACUACACACACUCUCUCUCUCUCUCAAAAUAAAAUAAUAAUCUGUAUACUCUAUAGAAAAGCGCAUUCAUAUUAUGACGUUUUGUGCACCGUGCAAAGGUAGACCAUGACGCAGAGUAGCUAAUAAACUACAAAUCCCAUUAGCCUCUGGUGAUAAGCUUGAUUUCCGGGGUCGGCAAUGCCUUGCAGAAGGUGCGUGUGUCUGUGUGGCCGGACCUGUUGGCGAAAGAAUGCAUUUGUAAAAAAUAAAUACAUAUAUGUAUAUAUAAAUGCAUUCAAAAUAUGAUUUAACAAGUUCACAGAGCAGUUUGAAUCACGCAAAUUGUUUGUUUGUUUGUUUACUUGCUUCUAAGUGAAGGAAAGGUGUGCUGAGCGCUUGUCCACCUUGCACAGACAGGAGGAUACACCCGUGUCUAAUCUCCCUUACAGCUGAGGACAAGUGGGGAAGGCGCUGCGUAAAAUCACGACAACAACAAACAAGGAACUGGGAUUGCAUCCUGCACACUUCCAAUAGCAAACUCACCUUAAACUGGCGACACUGAAGCCAAACUAUUCCCUUUAUUUUUUUAUUGCCCCCCCAGGUGCCGUGUCUACGUGAUUUCACCGCCCUCCUGUCUUGUAGACCGGAGGUAGGUAGCUGGAGCAUUUUGAUUUGCGAAAGCAACCAAAUCGCUUGGAACAAGGAGAGAGCCUGAUUUGAAUUUUGGCUUUGGUUAAAAUUACCUGCUGUGUUUAUUGUUAACUUAUUAUAAUCUUCAAAAGUACGAAAAGCAGUGUGACCCGUGUUGCGUGCAGUGGGACAGAAGUAUACCAGCUACGGACUUUGUACCAGAGGAGAAACGUUUAAGGAAAACGACAUUUUUUUCUUUUUAAAUUUUAUAAAGACUUGUAAAAGUACACGCACCCUUUACACCUGCGGUAAUAAGAGGCAAAGGGCAGUGGGGCGUGUACUAAUCGAUCGGUCGUGGUUUUAAUACAAAUGCACGGCUCCUAAGGCUGGGAAAAGGACAUCUUAUUAUUUGAAAAAUAAUAAUAAUUCUUCACUCUCCUGUGAGACAAGAAGAGGCAGCCUAGUCUUAUCAGACUCAGCAGCGUGUAGCCAUGGCCUCUGUGGCCCCAAAGCCCGCAGUGCUGGAUUUCCGCUCGGGGGCCAGCAUGGAGCGGGUGUCAGAGCUGGUGCAGGAGCUCCUCCACCUGGAGCAGAGCGAGUUCGGAGACCAGACUGCGCUGGAGGUGCACACAGCCAAAGACUUCGUCUUCAGCAUGCUGGGGCUUGUCCAGCAGUUAGACCAGAGGCUGCCAGUAGCCAACGAGUACCUGCUGCUGUCUGGUGGGGCUCGAGAGGGGGUCCUAGACCUGAGUCCUGAGGAUCUGGGCGACUACGCCAAGGGAGCGGACUAUGACUUAGACUUUACCUUACUGGUGCCAGCUCUGAAACUCCAUGACCGAAACCAGCCGGUCACUCUGGACAUGCGCCAGUCUCCUCCCUGCCACUCCUGGCUGAGUCUGCGCCUGUGUGAGCAGGCCACACUCUCUCGCUGGCAAAGCUGCUGCAGGGGAGCCCAGGAGGAGGCUGCUGGGGAAGGGGGUGAAGGCUUCUACUUCUCCCCGACCCUAGUGGCAGACUGGUUCUCGGAAUCCGUUCUGAAAGUAGUGAACAAACUUCGACACAACCCCCAGAGGGGCACCCCGAUCCCGGAGAGGGUGGAGCGCAACGGGCCCGUGACCACCCUGAUUCUGCAGGCUGGGUCAAGCCGGAUCCUCUAUGACCUGGUUCCAGUGGUCUCCUUCAGGGGCUGGCCAGCGGUCGCCCAGGGCUGGCUGACGGAAAACCAUUUCUGGGACGGGAAGAUCACUGAAGAAGAAGUCAUCAGUGGCUUCUACCUCCUGCCCUGCUGCUCGGCAUCCAGCAAGGAGCUGCUGGUGAGAGACAUCGAAGGAGCCGCGCAGCCCGAUAAGGAGUGGCGGUUGGCAUUCUCCCGCAGCGAAGUUCAGCUCAAGAAGUGCGUCCCUCUCCCUUUAGCCCACGCCUUCCAGGCAGCCAAAGCCAUCAUCUCCAAACUCAUCUCCCGCCCCAAAGCUGCCGUCAGCCCCUACCACCUGCGCACACUUAUGUUCUGGGCCUGUGACCGCCUCCCCCCAGCUUACCUCUCCCAAGAAAGCACCGGCCCUCUCUUACUGGGCCUGCUGGAUGAGCUGGCCAGCGCGCUCCUCAAUAAGAGCUGCCUCAGUUACUUUCUCCCGCAGUGCAACAUGUUCGAGCACCUCUCCGACUCCACUGCCCUGCUCCUGGCGCGCAAGCUGGCCUGCGUUCGCUCGGACCCAGCUGAGCACCUCCGCACAGCCCUGGAGCAAGCAAGGGCAGCAGCCAGGCUCAAGCUCCAGGGAGGAAGGGGGAACACUACUGCUCUCUCCCCAGGAUCCAGCCCUGGAGCCCCCCAGCCCCAGGAGGACCGCAUGGCCAAGCGACUGCAGCAGCUGGUCACAGAGAACCCUGGGAAAUCCAUCUCUGUCUUCCUAAACCCUGAAGACGUGAGCAGACCACACUUCCGCAUUGACGACAAGUUCUACUGAAGAUCUCAUGACUGUAGGGUGCUAAUUGAAACAACUUUGACGUCUUCAGUUCUUCUCAAAGUCUUAAAUGAAUUAGACAGACUUGUAGUCAAAAUGUUUGUCAGAAUUUGAGUUUUGGCAUCACAAAUUUCUAAUGAGAUCACCCGGAAGUAUAAAACACUGCAUAUAGAAAUGCUAAAAGUUUUGGACAAACAUUUUGACUUGGAAUCAUUUCAAGCGUCUUCAGCGAUUCAACUAGAAGUCUUAUGUCUUCAGCGAUUUCAGUUUUUAAGUCUUUCCUAGUGUUUUCAAUCAAUUAAUAAUUUUGAAGUUUGUCAGAGAAAUUGCGUUUCUUUGAGAAGAACUACAAGAUCUGCUGAGUGGUGAAGAAGCGCUAGCUUUGACAAAGGUUUCAAAUCCUGUUAUUUAUUUAGCCUUGUAAUAGCGCUAGCUACUGCCUCUCUUAAAGCAGAGCGAACCAAGGGUUAAAAAUACCCUGAUCUUCCUUUAGCUUGUUGUACGUUUUUCUUAACUCUUAUCACUGGUCCCCUUUUGAAAGGAAAAAUCAUACCCUAUAGAUGCAAUGUUAAAUCUAGUUAUUUAUUAAAAAAAAUGUAACCCUAGAAAAUUCAUUUUUUUUAUCCUGGAUUUAACAACUACGCCUUCCACCUGUGACUCUGACUGAUUCCCUUCCAGUCAAAACAUGCAGUUAAGUUGCUUUUUGAAGAGCAUAACUGUGCUACACAGGGUGAGAUGCGAUGUUAUAACUAUACAUUCAGGGCUUUCUAGUUAAAAUAACAGCGUCGAGUGUUGUCCUGCACACAGCAGGCAAUAGCAGCCUGUGACCGUGGGUUGUAAUGUUUUUACUUUGGGUCGCUGUAGUUUUUUCAGGGUUUUGAGCUAGUCUCUACAGAACCCAGAAUUCUUGCAGCUGGAUGUGGGAGAGCUCAGUAAAAUGUAGAAUGAAAUUAGCAUUAUAUUCCAGACCGAUUCGAUAUUAACUGGCAUGGUUGUAGUUGCGAAUGAUGUACACAUUUAAAAGCGUAUGAUAAUCUCGGAUGCAAAAUCUCGGAUGCAAAGAAUUUCCAAUUCAAAUUUGCUGCUGAAUGUGAUGAAUUACCUCCUGGCCUGAUCGAGGUCGCGUUCCUAAACACAGGCUGUGAUUUGCUGCAGUAUGUUUUAACAUGCAUGACCUUGCGUUAUUUUAAAUGAUUUGCAUAUUUUGAUUUGAAGUGUAUAUUGAGGCUUUCUCUGUAGAUUGUGUGUGUUCUUUCUCUGUGAUAUUUAAUAGAUUCAAUUUGAGCUGGAUACAAAUGAUUUAAAAAAAAAAAAGUGAGUG
This is a messenger RNA of Polyodon spathula (Mississippi paddlefish), 4181 nucleotides long. RefSeq names its product transmembrane protein 102 (gene tmem102). The transcript is spliced from 3 exons. The record is from RefSeq and is a predicted model, not a curated record. Lineage: Eukaryota; Metazoa; Chordata; Actinopteri; Acipenseriformes; Polyodontidae. Bases 1391 to 2863 code for a protein of 490 amino acids.